UGAGAAGCUGCAGCCGCCGGCAGAGGAGACCUCAGCAUCAUCCGGAGCCCAGCGCCGGCCCUGCCUCCGCCCGCCCCGCAGCCGCCGCCGCCGGUUCGGUUCCUGCUACUGUCUCACCUAAACAACUCCCGUUACACGGACAAGUGAACCUCUGUGGCCGCCUUCCCCUCCUCUUCUUUCUCCUUCUCUUCCAGCUGCCUCUCCUCCCACUUCCCAGCGGCAGCAGAAAGCCCCUAACCCAACUGACACUGGCACAACUGCAAACGGUGUCAUCUGCACAACUUUAUCUCGCUCCUUGGCCUCCCCUAAGUCCCUGGACCCACCGCCUCGUCUUUUAUUUUUUGCAAAGUUGCAUCGCUGUAUAUAUUUUCGUCCCCCGCCACCUCGCUCUGCCUCUCGAGUGUCCUGCCGCCCCGCAGCUUCUUCCUGGAGCUGCGCCCUAGUGCCCCUGCUGGGCGGCGGUGUUCCCCCCCAUCCUCCCGCGCGGAGCCCCUGGCGCUCCGGGCAGACGAUGCUGAAGAUGCUCUCCUUUAAGCUGCUGCUGCUGGCCGUGGCUCUGGGCUUCUUUGAAGGAGAUGCUAAGUUUGGGGAAAGGAGCGAAGGGAGCGGAGCGAGGAGGAGAAGGUGCCUGAAUGGGAACCCCCCGAAGCGCCUGAAAAGGAGAGAUAGGCGCGUGAUGUCCCAGCUGGAGCUGCUGAGUGGGGGAGAGAUGUUGUGCGCUGGCUUCUACCCUCGGCUGUCCUGCUGCCUGCGGAGUGACAGCCCGGGACUGGGGCGCCUGGAUAACAAGAUAUAUUUGGUUACCAACAACACAGAAUGUGGGAAGUUACUGGAGGAAAUCAAAUGUGCACUUUGCUCUCCACAUUCUCAGAGCCUGUUCCACUCACCUGAGAGAGAAGCCUUGGAAAGAGACCUAGUAUUUCCUCUGCUCUGCAAGGACUAUUGCAAAGAAUUCUUUUAUACUUGCCGAGGCCAUAUUCCAGGUUUCCUUCAAACUACUGCUGAUGAGUUUUGCUUUUACUAUGCAAGAAAAGAUGGUGGAUUGUGCUUCCCAGAUUUUCCAAGAAAACAAAUCAGAGGACCAGCAUCUAACUACUUGGACCAGAUGGAAGAAUAUGACAAAGUGGAAGAGAUCAGCAGAAAGCACAAGCACAACUGCCUCUGUAUUCAGGAAGUUGUGAGUGGGCUGCGCCAGCCUGUUGCCGCCCUGCAUAGUGGGGAUGGCUCGCACCGUCUCUUCAUUCUGGAAAAAGAAGGUUACGUGAAGAUAUUUACCCCUGAAGGAGAAAUUUUCAAGGAGCCUUAUUUGGACAUUCACAAACUUGUUCACAGUGGAAUAAAGGGGGGAGAUGAAAGAGGACUGUUAAGCCUUGCAUUCCAUCCCAAUUACAAGAAAAAUGGAAAGCUGUAUGUGUCUUAUACCACCAACCAAGAACGGUGGGCUAUCGGGCCUCAUGACCACAUUCUCAGAGUGGUGGAAUACACAGUAUCCAGAAAAAAUCCACACCAAGUCGAUCUGAGAACAGCCAGAAUAUUCCUUGAAGUUGCAGAACUCCACAGAAAGCAUCUGGGCGGACAGCUGCUCUUUGGAGCUGACGGCUUUUUGUACAUCAUUCUUGGUGAUGGGAUGAUCACACUGGAUGAUAUGGAAGAAAUGGAUGGAUUAAGUGAUUUCACAGGUUCGGUGCUCCGGCUGGACGUGGAUACGGAUAUGUGCAACGUGCCUUACUCCAUACCAAGGAGCAACCCGCACUUCAACAGCACCAAUCAGCCCCCGGAAGUGUUCGCCCACGGCCUCCACGAUCCAGGCAGAUGUGCUGUGGACCGACAUCCCACUGAUAUAAAUGUCAAUUUAACAAUACUUUGCUCAGACUCCAAUGGAAAGAACAGAUCAUCAGCCAGAAUCCUACAGAUUAUAAAGGGGAAAGAUUAUGAAAGUGAGCCAUCACUUUUAGAAUUCAAGCCAUUCAGUAAUGGUCCUUUAGUUGGUGGAUUUGUUUAUCGAGGCUGCCAGUCUGAAAGACUGUAUGGAAGCUAUGUAUUUGGAGACCGUAAUGGGAAUUUCUUGACUCUCCAGCAAAGUCCUGUGAGCAAGCAAUGGCAAGAAAAACCGCUCUGUCUUGGGAACAGUGGGUCCUGCAGAGGUUACUUUUCAGGUCAUGUUUUGGGAUUUGGAGAAGAUGAGUUAGGUGAAGUUUACAUUCUGUCAAGUAGUAAAAGUAUGACCCAGACUCACAAUGGAAAACUCUAUAAAAUUAUAGAUCCUAAAAGACCUCUAAUGCCCGAGGAAUGCAGAGCCACGGUGCAGCCUGCGCAGACACUGACUUCGGAGUGCUCCCGGCUCUGCCGGAACGGCUACUGUACCCCCACGGGGAAAUGCUGCUGCAGCCCGGGAUGGGAAGGGGACUUCUGCAGAACCGCAAAAUGUGAGCCAGCAUGUCGUCAUGGAGGUGUCUGUGUCAGACCUAACAAGUGCCUCUGUAAAAAAGGAUAUCUUGGUCCUCAGUGUGAACAAGUGGACAGAAACAUCCGCAGAGUGACCAGGGCAGGUAUUCUUGAUCAGAUCAUUGACAUGACAUCUUAUUUGCUGGAUCUAACAAGUUACAUUGUAUAGCUUCUGGGACUGUUUGAACAUUCCUUUCCAAUGGGCAUUUAUUUUUUAUCUUGUCAUUAAAAAGAAAGACUGUUAUCCUGCUACACACUCCUGUGAUUUCAUUUUCUUUUAUUAAUUUAAAAAUAAUUUCCAGAAAUGUGCAGAUCCUGUGUGUGUAUGUUGGCACGUUUGUUCACAUAUGCACAUACACACACAUAUUCACAAUCCCUAUACAUGUGGUUGUAGAACAGAUGAGUUUUUUAAAUACAGUUUUCUUGUGCAGAGUAAUUUACACAUAAAUUCCAUUGUAAAUUGAUAACAGAAUUUUUAUGUCACCAGAAGAGAUUAUUUGACUUCCCAGGAAUUUUCUGUCUGUAAUAAUGAAAGUCAACUUAAUGGAGUUUUGAAACAUUACUGUGCAAUCUGAUGGAGCUAAUAAAAAAAGGCAAUAUUUUUAUAUUAAAGGACUAUAAUAUGAGAGAAUGUUUUAGAACUCCCUGAUGAAUUUCUAAAUGGGCAACUUGAUGUAAAAUUGUAAUCUUCAUUUUUACCAAUGUAUCCAAUUACAGAAAGUUAUGCACUUAACUUUUUAUUGGCGAAGAAAUCUGGUUACUCUGGCUUAAUCUCAAGAUUGUUUUCAAGUAUUUUAUAAUUAAAUCAUAGCAGCAUAUUCUAAAACCAA
Messenger RNA from Manis javanica (Malayan pangolin), 3275 nucleotides. RefSeq names its product hedgehog interacting protein (gene HHIP). Lineage: Eukaryota; Metazoa; Chordata; Mammalia; Pholidota; Manidae. The record is from RefSeq and is a predicted model, not a curated record.